Molecule: messenger RNA, 684 nt
Organism: Pygoscelis adeliae (Adelie penguin)
Lineage: Eukaryota; Metazoa; Chordata; Aves; Sphenisciformes; Spheniscidae
Gene: FAM180A
Product: family with sequence similarity 180, member A
Exons: 3
Coding region: 94-615 (173 amino acids)
Source: RefSeq, a predicted model, not a curated record
AAGAGGAAAAGCCAUUUAUUUAUUCCUGAAAAGAAAGGAGGUAGGAAAUUAAAAAGCUACUAUACUGCUAGACAUACGAUUUUAAAGAGGAGGAUGCUUUGGAAGACUUUGCUGCUGCUGCUGUUCUAUUACAGUGCUCAUGCCACUGUGACCCACAGAUGGAGCAGAGCUAUGCUUUUCCCAGCUGCUCAGCGAUUCAAGAGGUCCUCAGCUGCCUUCCUUAACCCAGUGCUACAAAACUCGCUGGAAGAUGUGGUCCUGCUUUAUGAGUUUCUUUUAGCUGAGCUUGACAUUGACAAGGGUCAGAGGAUCUCCAUCAAAGAUGAGGAGCUCGCUUCACUGAGGAAGGCUGCCGAGUUUGACACCAUCUGCAAUGAGAUUAUCCCCAAGAGCAUCACAGAAAUCCGCAGGCUGACUAGCAGGUUGUCUUCCUACCCAACGGUCCUCAAGAAAGAAGACUUUGAAAGGACGGUGCUGACCAUGGUCUACACGGCCUACAGGGCUGCUCAGUCCCAGGGGCACCAGAAAGACACUUGGGCUGAAUCCUUUGUCAAUCUUUACAAAGCCCUGAAGCAUGACUUGAUGUUCCCGUACAACGAAGAGUCAUCACAGUGAGAGACGAUGCAAUGGUAACUCAGCCACCUCUUCUGGCUGAUACGGGACACAUGUAGCACGUCCUCCACU